AGAAUGCGGCGCUUUCCCCCCUCUUUUCCUGCACAGGUUUCCUCUGUAAUUCCACCGGGAAGCAUCUUCCUCAUCUUCUUCCUCUUCCUCCUCCUCCUCCCAUCCCAAAUUACACACUCAGGCUCCCCCCGCUGCCACCCUGGCGCUGCGCUCCAUGGAUGGCGUUUUCCUGUCGCCCACCGAGGAUGAGUUCGUGGGCAGGAUCGCGGAGGAGCUGGAGCACUUCAUGGUGCAGGGGCAGCAUCACCGGGUGCUCCUGUUCCCGCCCCUGUCCAGUCGCCUCAGGUACCUGAUCCAUCGGACCGUGGAAAACAUGGAAUUGUUGAGCAGCUUCUCGGUGGGAGAGGGCUGGAGGAGGAGGACGGUCAUUUGUCACUCGGCCGUCAGGCUUCCCAACGAGACCCCGAGCGACCAAAAACCUGGGACCAACCCCCCUCGGUCCCAGCGCCCGGCGCAGCCCUGGGGCCGGGGGGGCCGGGGGCUCCGGCUGCGCCACCCCGGGGACAUCCACGGGGACAACUCCUGGGCCUCCGUGGGCUCGGGCAGGAUCACGAGGCCGCCCAGGAAGAAGCCGGACAAAGCCCUGUACGUGCCCAAGGGCAUCCGGAAAAAGGCGAAUUGGAGGGAGCGGGAGAGCCCCGGCGUGGAGCCAGGCGGGGAUGCGGCUCCAGAAGGUGAAAACUGCCCCAAAAAUUCCAGUGGGGACACCCAGCUGGAGGGGGGCAAGGAUGGAGGCAGCCCUGGGAAGCAGCAGGAGCCUGGGGAAGAGAAUGUUCCAGGCAAAGGCAGCGCCGAGCGUCCUCCGUGUGAUGAAAACGCGCCAUCCUUAGGGAACAGCAGCGAUGCCCGUGAGCAGGAAAGUCGGGAUAAAGACUGUUCCCAUUCCCUGCCUUCUGGAGACGACACGCGGCCGCCUGAAGCAGGAGAGCAAGAUUUGAGCUGUGCCAACACUGGUAUUCCAGAAGGCAGCGAAUCCCAGGGCCAAACUCGAGAGGAAAACCAGCCCAGCCAGGAUGCCGGAGGGGCAGAGUGUGGGAAAAGCUCCUUCCCCUUGGAAAACCGCGGUGGCAGCUGCACAGAGCCGGCUGUGGCGGAGUUUCCGCUGCUGGAACCCCGAGGUGCUGCUGCCCAGAGCCUGGAGAGCAGCAGGAAGAAAUCCCCGCCUGCAGCCUGGGACCAGGAUUCCAGGAAUGCCGAGGGAGGCCGGAGUUUUUCCACGCUGGAAAGCCGAGAGCAGGAGAGCCCCAGCUCUGGCCAGGUGGAGCAAAAACCCCUCCAGAGCUUUGGGGAGGGCCCAGGUGAGGCUCUGGCUGCUCCUGAGCUGCUCCGUGGUGGUGGUGAUCCGUCGGCUCCGGAGGGUGCUUCCCGCGGCAGGGAGGAGGAGGAGGAGGAGGACAAGGAACACUCGGAUGUGGCCGAGGCGCUGUGGAGGGGCCUGGAUUUGGCUGCAGGUGACAGAGAGGGGACAAGGCAGAGCGGCCUCGAGGACGACUGCACAGCGGAGCUCCUGGCAGAGAUCGUUGGGAAUCUGACGGUGAAGGACGUCAGCAUCCAGAGGAUCAGCGUGGAUUAUUCCGGCUACGGCGACGCCCAGGUCAGCGAGGGCGACUUCGGCCACGUGACCGAGAUCUACGACUUCCCCUCGUCCCUGAAAACCGAGGAUCUCAUGGAAAUAUUCUCAGAUUUCCACGAGAGCGGCUUCAAAAUCCAGUGGGUGGACGAUACCCACGCCCUGGGAAUCUUUUCCAGCCUCUCCACAGCGUCGCAGGCCCUGGGCCGCCGCUAUCCCUGCCUGAAGAUCCGGCCCCUGAUCCAUGCAACGAAACAAUCCAAGAUCAAGGCACUCCAGAGACCAAAACUCCUUCACCUGGGCAAAGAGAGGCCGCAGACGGACACAGCAGUGGCCAGGAGGCUCGUAUCCCACGCGCUGGGCUGGAAGCACAGGCAGCAGGAGGCCACGGGGAUGGAAGUUUUCCAGCCAGAAUCCUUGGAUCAGGAGCAAUAACGCGGCUCAGCUCCCAGGAAAGGAGUGAAACACACGCAGAGCAGUCAGUGCCACGGGGGUGAUCCUUGAUGGAAUCAGCACCAGCUUGGAAAAGUUGGGAAUGGGGGAAGUUUCUUGUUCAAGGAGGUUUUUUUUCCGGAGCCUUGGGAGGUGCUGGAAUUCUUUGUUGGGUGUUUGAAAGCA
This is a messenger RNA of Corvus hawaiiensis (hawaiian crow), 2188 nucleotides long. It is a transcript of the gene R3HCC1, whose product is annotated as R3H domain and coiled-coil containing 1. The coding region runs from base 155 to 2005 and encodes 616 amino acids. The record is from RefSeq and is a predicted model, not a curated record. The transcript has 8 exons. NCBI's taxonomy places the organism in Eukaryota, Metazoa, Chordata, Aves, Passeriformes, Corvidae. Gene Ontology annotation, molecular function: nucleic acid binding.